AUGAAGGUUAAGAGAAUAGUAUUGGCAUCAAGGCCAGGGAUUGAUAAGGAGCCGAAGCCAGAAAACUUUCGUCUAGAGGAAGCUGAUUUCAGAGAAGAGCUCUCAGAUGGGCAAGUCUUGGCCAACACCUUGUACCUUUCUGUGGAUCCUUACCUGCGCUAUUGCAUGAAUGAAGAAUCGGCUGGAAGUUACCUUCUGGUGUGGAAGAUCUCUGAAGUUCUUUCCAGUAACGGCAUUGGAGUGGUUGAGCAAAGCAGAAGUAGCCAGUAUAAAGUUGGGGAUAUCGUCUCACAUUUUAACUGGCCCUGGCAGACAAAGUGCAUCUUGGAUGGCAGCUCACUGAAAAAACUGGACCCCAGUCUUGUGGAUGGACACCUAUCUCAUUACCUGGGUCUUCUUGGAAGUACUGGCUUGACAGCUCUACUUGGUAUAAAGGAACAAGGUCAUGUGACCCCUGGAGCUAAUCAGACUUUGGUGGUUAGCGGUGCUGCUGGUGCUUGUGGUUCAUUGGCUGGGCAGAUCGGUCGCCUUCUUGGCUGCUCCCGUGUUAUAGGGAUCUGCGGAACAAAUGAAAAAUGUGCAGUUUUGACCUCGGAGUUGGGUUUUGAUGGGGCUUUGAACUACAAGUUGCCAGGACUUGCAUACAAGCUAAAAGCCUGCUGUCCAAAUGGUGUGGACAUCUACUUUGAUAAUGUUGGUGGAGAAAUCAGUGACAUCGUUAUCAGUCAGAUGAAGAAAAACAGUCACCUUGUUUUAUGUGGUCAGAUCUCCCAGUAUAACAAGGGUGCUGCUUUUGCUAUUGACCCCCAAACUGAAACCACCUUGAAAGAUUGUAACAUUACAAGGGAACUAUUUUUGCUCCUGAACUAUACAGAUCAGUAUGACUCUGCCAAUCUACAACUCAUUGAAUGGCUGAGAGCAGGAAAGCUGAAGGCUAAGGAAACUAUUGUUGAUGGAAUAGAGAACACAGCAGAACACAAGUCUUGA
Messenger RNA from Nanorana parkeri, 987 nucleotides. RefSeq names its product prostaglandin reductase 2-like. The record is from RefSeq and is a predicted model, not a curated record. Gene Ontology annotation, molecular function: 15-oxoprostaglandin 13-reductase [NAD(P)+] activity. The coding region runs from base 1 to 987 and encodes 328 amino acids. Lineage: Eukaryota; Metazoa; Chordata; Amphibia; Anura; Dicroglossidae. Gene Ontology annotation, biological process: prostaglandin metabolic process. The transcript has 9 exons.